Molecule: messenger RNA, 480 nt
Organism: Brassica napus (rape)
Lineage: Eukaryota; Viridiplantae; Streptophyta; Magnoliopsida; Brassicales; Brassicaceae
Product: mitochondrial import receptor subunit TOM7-1-like
Exons: 1
Coding region: 77-262 (61 amino acids)
Biological process (GO): protein import into mitochondrial matrix
Cellular component (GO): mitochondrial outer membrane translocase complex
Source: RefSeq, a predicted model, not a curated record
AAAGAAAAAAAAAUCUCCGCAGACGCGCAUCUCUAUAGACUUUUGACAGAGAAGAGAACCUCUAAGAUCGGAAUCCAUGGAAUCGCUCAAAGGAAAAGGGAAAGGAUCGAGGGGAGCUUUGGAGCUCCUCAAGGAAUGGACCAAUUGGUCUCUGAAGAAGGCCAAAGUCGCGACUCACUACGGCUUCAUCCCUCUCAUCAUCGUCAUCGGCAUGAACUCCGAUCCUAAGCCACAUCUCUUCCAACUCCUUAGCCCUGUCUGAUCCUCCUGUUUCACCAUCAUCAUCUUCGUCAAAACCAGAUCAAUCAAUCCUGUCCGAUCUUCUCGUUAGAUCUUCUUUAUGUUCAGUAACUAAGUUUUCAAAUGCUUUCUCUAUGGUUCUUGUCUGUAUGGAAUCAGUUAGCUUAUGAUAAUGUUCAUUUAGCAAGAACCAGUAAUGCUUUUGAUUAAGAAUUGAAAGUUUAUUUAUGUUGUUUCUCA